This is a messenger RNA of Phalacrocorax carbo (great cormorant), 3387 nucleotides long. NCBI's taxonomy places the organism in Eukaryota, Metazoa, Chordata, Aves, Suliformes, Phalacrocoracidae. The record is from RefSeq and is a predicted model, not a curated record.
GCAGCCGGGUCGGGGCGGCACCAGCAACCGGAGCGGCCGCGCGUUCGCCGGUGACGGCGCUCGCGCCCACCCCAUCCAGCCCGGCCCCGCCCCGCUCGGCCCCGCCCCGCCCCGCCCCGCCGGCGACGGGCGCCAGUUGCCGCUUGGAGGUUAAUGCACAUUUACAUCACUAUUUUCAAUCUGUUGACACUUUGUGUAAUGAUGGCUCAGCUCCAGCAAGGAGGCCCAGAUGAAAAAGAGAAGACUACUGCAUUAAAGGGGUACAAGCUCCUGACCACCUUUUGGAAGAACUUUCCUGGCCUUUUCCCAACAAAUCCAGUACCAUCCCUGGCUGUAAGGAACUGGCCAAGAGGAAACCUUCCCAUUUACAACAGGAGCCAGCACAUUAAUGGUGCGAUUGCACCGCAUGUAGUUUCCUGCAAAGAUUUAUUGUCUAGAAUAGACUUGGAUGAACUAAUGAAAAAAGAUGAACCACCACUUGAAUUUCCUGAUACUCUGGAAGGAUUUGAGUAUAUAUUUAAUGAAAAGGGGCAAUUAAGACACAUCAAAACAGGAGAGCCAUUUGUUUUUAAUUAUCGUGAAGAUUUGCAUAGAUGGAACCAAAAGCGCUAUGAAGCUCUUGGAGAGAUCAUUACGAAAUAUGUUUAUGAACUACUGCAAAAGGAAUGCCACUUGAAGAAAGUAACUCUCCCAGUUGAUGCAACUGAGAGUGAACCAAAGAGCUUUAUCUUUAUGAGUGAAGAUGCAUUAACAAACCCUGACAAGCUGUUGGUCCUAAUUCAUGGUAACGGCGUUGUCAGAGCGGGUCAGUGGGCUCGGAGGCUUAUAAUUAAUGAAGAUCUGGACAGUGGCACGCAGAUACCAUAUAUAAAGAGAGCUACUGAGGAAGGCUAUGGAGUAAUAGUACUGAAUCCCAAUGAGAACUAUAUUGAAGUGGAGAAGACAAAAGCCCAAGUACAGCUGUCUUCUGAUAGCUCAGAUGAACCUGCAGAAAAGAGGGAAAGAAAAGAUAAAAUCCAGAAGGAAACAAAGAAGCGACGUGACUUCUACGAAAAGUAUCGAAAUCCGCAAAAAGAAAAAGAAACUAUGCAGAUGUAUAUCAGAGAUAAUGGAUCUCCUGAAGAACAUGCAAUUUAUGUUUGGGACCAUUUUAUUUCCCAGUCAGCUGCAGAGAACGUGUUUUUUGUUGCUCACAGUUAUGGUGGACUUGCCUUUGUAGAGUUGAUGAUUCAACGAGAGGCAGAAGUAAAGAAUAAGGUAACUGCUGUGGCGUUGACAGACUCUGUGCACAACGUGUGGCAUCAAGAAGUUGGGAAAACUAUUCGAGAGUGGAUGCGAGAGAACUGCUGCAACUGGGUGUCCAGCUCCGAGCCCCUGGACACGUCGGUGGAGUCCAUGCUGCCAGACUGCCCCCGCGUCUCUGCAGGUACGGAGCGCCACGAGCUAACUUCCUGGAAGAGUUUUCCAUCUAUUUUCAAGUUCUUCAGCGAGGCGAUAGAGGCAAAGAACAGCUCAGUGAAACCAACCCCAACGCGGCGCUCCAACAGGAUAAAAUACGAAGAAUUGUAAAAGGAGGGGAGGGGGGGAAACAAACAAAAAUAACACAAGAAAAACACAACACCAACCUCUUUGCUGCUUGUUUUCUGCAAGCAGUCUCCCAGCCCCUCAUUAGAUUGUUUUCUUCCUAGAGCACAGGGUCAUGAUGUAUACAUCUAAAUAGCGUUUUGCAUUAUUUCUAGAUGAGUGCAACUGUCAAAGCAAUAUGGGUUCACUGGUUGUGCUUCCUGUGGGCUGUAACUUGGAUUUCGUGCUGCCCAUCAGCGCGCAGAUUAAGGCUGACAGUGGUACUGCACAGUGCAGCAUGGUGCAGCUCUAAUUGCCCUGACAUAGCCCUGCACCAAGCUGAUGCCAGAAUUUAACAGCUUCGUUGUGGUCCUAUCGCCUGCAGGAUUUUUUGCUGCUUCCUUCUAUUUUUUGACAGAACAAAAUAGCAAUUACUCUUUCUUAAAGACAGCUCUAACUCAGAAGUGCUAACCAGCCCAUGAUUUUACACCCAGUAGCCUUCUCUUUCUCUGGGACCAGGUGGGAUCAACUGUUGACUCUUUCAUUUUCUGCUGGUAGGAGGGUCCAAGAAGUUUGGUCCAGAUUUAUAGGACACCCACUUUGUUGUAGAGAUUUUCUCCUCCUGCCAGAUCAAUGGCAUUAUCUGUAGAUCUUUUGAAAAGCUCCACUUAAAAAAAAAAGCCUAUUCAUUAACUGGGUGGAUCACACUGUGAAAUAUGACAGGAAAAAAAAUAAAACCAAAAAAAACCCACAAAACCAGAAGAGAGAGACAUUGCACAUUUUCCUGAUUAUUUUUAAACACAGAGAUGCUUCCAUUUUCAUACACCGGGUUUGUAAUAACUUGCCGUCCUGCGGUUAUUCCCCGUUCCCCUCAGCUAACAGGUCUGUCCCCGCUUUCCCAGGCGCUGGAGCGGGGCCGGGGGCUGCCCUGCAUGGGGACCCCGCACCACAGGUGGGGGUUUGGGGGGCUCUGGGGGGACGUGGCUGCAGCCACCGCCAUCACUGUUGGCAGCUUUUCUGUGCUAAAACGUCUGGUACAAGCGACAAGACGUGCCUGAUAGCGUGCCCGGCGAGCGAGCGCACUAAUUAAGCUCCUUUAGUGUUGAUGAUGCUAAACUAAAGUGAUCUUUUCUUCAGUGGCCAUGCCCGCCUCGCCUCUGAUGCUGCCUGCUAGUGAUGAGGAGGCAACAGUCCAACACACGGGUUUGGGAUGCCCCAUCCCACCCACCCCUCCAUGUAAUGUUCCCUAACCCACAGCUGGGUGCCAGGAAUUUGGGGGGUAGGGGGCGUUAAAACGAGGUGAUGCUGGAGCAGGGGGUAUCCCCUCCACCGGGGAGUGAAGGCAGUGGCACCCAUGGUGGGUCUGGCCAGGUUCGAGCCGAAGUGCCCCGGGUGGGGGGCUCUCUGCACCCCUGGAGAGCUCACUCCCUCCCUGCUCUCUUCCCCCACCCCCACCCCCCCCGCUGCAUUUAACCUCUCCCCCACCUUCCAAGCAUCCCCCGCGUCAGCCCCCAGGGGUUUUUCUUCCCGGAGGGGAACCUGUUGCUGGGGGAGAGGUCUGCAGCAGGGUGUCCUCCCCCCAGCCCUGCCGGAGGAUGCUGCUGCCUGCGGCCGGCCUGACCCCCCCCCCACCAUCGGGGGGGGAGCGGUGGGGGAUCUCCGGGGUACUGAAUGUUGUGGGAAGGCAUCUAUUUUUUUAACUGUGGAUGAGAAACGAAGUGUACAAAAAUUUCUACUGUAACGACUGCCCUUUUUGUAAGGCUUUUAUUCCUUGUUACCGUGCUCGCAUUACCGCUUCGGCAGGGGGCUGCGAAGCAUGGGGUG